AUGUCCCUCGUCCUCCCCGGAGAACAUGUGCCCGCUCAGCAUGUAAACCUCAAACUCGGACCUGGCCUCCUCCAGUCAUCGUCCACGCAAGGACAGGCCGCGAUCGUCUCCACGCGCGCAGGCAAGGUUAUGAACAACCCAAAAGGCAACAAAUGGUGGAUAGAAGGGAACUCGCGGCGGUACAUUCCUGCCCCACAAGAGUCCGUAGUGGGGGUGGUCAUCUCGCGAAGUGGUGAGAACUGGCGGGUGGACAUCGGUUCGGCGCAUAUGGCCUCCCUGGACGGACUCGCGUUCGAGGGCGCAACAAAACGGAAUCGGCCAAACCUCAAGGUUGGUUCAUUGCUUUACGCCCGAGUGUCAUUGGCACACAAAGACAUGGAGCCAGAGUUGGAGUGUUUCGACGCACAGACACGCAAAGCGGAGGGCUUCGGAGAGCUCAAGGGCGGGUUUAUGGUGCAAUGUAGUCUGAAGAUGUGCAGACUACUGCUGGACCCAAAACAUUUUCUCUUCCCCCUCCUCGGUGCUCGCUUUCCACUUGAGACUGCGGUAGGGAUCAACGGGAGGGUGUGGGUAAACUGCAAGGAUCCUAGGCAAACGAUCGCCGUUGCGAGGUGUAUUGAGGCUGUCGACCCGGAUGGCGGAGGAAUGGAAGAAGUUGCCGUUAAGAAGUUCCUUAGUACUUUAGAUGUAUGA
Messenger RNA from Trametes versicolor FP-101664 SS1, 693 nucleotides. Its product is annotated as exosome complex exonuclease RRP40. Gene Ontology annotation, biological process: exonucleolytic trimming to generate mature 3'-end of 5.8S rRNA from tricistronic rRNA transcript (SSU-rRNA, 5.8S rRNA, LSU-rRNA); TRAMP-dependent tRNA surveillance pathway; CUT catabolic process. The record is from RefSeq and is a predicted model, not a curated record. The coding region runs from base 1 to 693 and encodes 230 amino acids. NCBI's taxonomy places the organism in Eukaryota, Fungi, Basidiomycota, Agaricomycetes, Polyporales, Polyporaceae. Gene Ontology annotation, cellular component: nuclear exosome (RNase complex); cytoplasmic exosome (RNase complex). Gene Ontology annotation, molecular function: RNA binding. The transcript has 4 exons.